GGAGUUGUUCUAUACUGUGCGUAACAUCCUGAUGCUCUACUGCCAGGUUGUACCAACUGCCCAUGCACAUGCCCUUGCUACCUUGCCACAACAAGCAGCUAUCAUACACAACAACAGCAUGUACUUAGCACAUCAUGCUCUCCUGUUGGGACAUCAGUACAAGCACAGACUUCCACAAGCCCUGCGAGACAAUACAUUACUACAGUUGACCUUGCUCAGCAGCUCAGAAGAAUGGCAACUUCCACAUUCUUGAAGGCAAUGCAGUGGCAUCGUGCAUCAAUAAUUGAUACAUUAAGAGAGUCUGCAGGCUUAGAUAUGAUUGGAUGUGACACUAGUGCUGUGAACAAAGCAGAGCAGGGUAUGCGACAAUGUUUGCACCAGCUGCAGUUACUUCAUCGUGUGUGGCAACAUGUUCUUCCUCAUACAGUCUACACAAAAGCAAUGAGCACACUGGUAGGAUCUGUGGUAGAAGAAGUAGUUAUCAGAGUUGUGGGUUUGGAAGAUAUAUCUGCAGAUUCAGCUCUUGCCCUUAUCAACCUCCUCAACCUUCUUAAGGACAACAUACCUCCCCUCUUCCAGGUUGAAGGUGAAGCCAAGACUAACCCUGGAGAUGUCAUAAGGCAUGUUCGACUCUGGGGGAAAUUCUGUGAACUCAUUGUUGUCUUGGGAGCCAGCUUACAUGACAUCUUAGACCGAUGGUCUGAUGGAAAAGGCCCUCUGGCACACGAAUUCACUCCAGAUGAAGCGAAACAACUCAUCAGAGCACUCUUCCAGAACACUAGUCGAAGAGCACAGGUCUUGGCAAGCAUUAAGUGAUUCUUGUUGCUUGUGGUGCUGAUAGACCUUGAUCCUAGGAGAUGUUUGUUAGCAGAUAUUGUAGCAUGAAAAUAAUACAGACUUUAUAGGAUAUA
This is a messenger RNA of Penaeus vannamei (Pacific white shrimp), 911 nucleotides long. The record is from RefSeq and is a predicted model, not a curated record. NCBI's taxonomy places the organism in Eukaryota, Metazoa, Arthropoda, Malacostraca, Decapoda, Penaeidae.